AUGCAUUUCCUGUCAAAAGAGGAUAAAAUGGUUGUCACGAUGCGCUUAUGUAAGAACCAACAGGAGUUGUCAAUGUUUUUCAGCCUGUCCAUGGAAGAUAAAGCUAUCAUGGGGAUGGACAACAUGGAUGUUGACGGUGACAGUCCUCAUUUCUUCAAGGCUGUUCAGUUUCGUACGCUCCAUACCAUGGCAUUUCCGCCAGCAACACACCACCAUUACCAUGGUGUGGUGCUGCCACAACGGUGCAGAUUCGAGACUAUUGAGGGUCGUAAAUAUGAGGCGACAUUGGAUAUGGUCAACAACUGCCCGACAUUAACGGAUGGCUGGAGAGAUUUCAUUCUUCAAGAAGACAUAACCCUAUGCUACUUUUUGGGGUGA
Striga asiatica is the source of this 378-nucleotide messenger RNA. The record is from the annotation of a GenBank genome assembly. NCBI's taxonomy places the organism in Eukaryota, Viridiplantae, Streptophyta, Magnoliopsida, Lamiales, Orobanchaceae.